GGGUGGAUGCGGUAGGUAGGUAGGUAGGUAGGUAGGUAGAUAUGGUCAUAUGUAAGGAAACUAUGGAAGGUACAAGUGAAUUCUCACAGUCCAACUUUUUGGACUUCAAACCUAGAGAUAUUCAUUUCCUAGUGCAUGAGAUUGCAGUACUAUUUGCAUGAUAUCUUCAAUCUUCAAAUCUUCAAAUCCUCUUUCUCUUUGUCUCCUGCCUUAUUAUUCCCUACUUAAAACACUCCCUUCCUAUCUUCCUCCCUUUCUCCCUUCCUCGGUGACAUCACUCUACAAUCGAAUCCACGACCAUGCCAUCGGCACUACCACCACCAAGCUCGACUUCCAAAGUCACAAAGUUUACAAAUUGCCGUCUCCUAAAGGGCGAAUCUUUAGUAACCCAAGAUCUAUGGGUCUCCUCAUUCAACGGUAAAAUUAUUCAAAGCCAGGAAGCCUUUUACGGUCAAUUAUGUGUACCAGAUGAAGUUAUUGAUCUGGGUGGUCGCAUUAUCUCACCAGGUUUCAUUGAUACUCAAUUAAAUGGAGCUUUUGGUUUCGAUUUUGCUUCUAUACCAGAAAGUGAUGAUCCUAAUGCUUAUGCAAAGGAAUUCAAGAGGGUUAAUCAAUUGUUGAUUAAGACGGGUGUUACUUCACAUUUACCUACUAUCACAUCAUCAAGACCGGAGGUCUAUCAUCAUGCACUUCCAUUUCUAGGUCCCUCGGGAGCAAAUCGUCUUGCAUCAGAUGGAACCGAAUCACUCGGCGCUCACGUCGAAGGUCCAUUUCUCGCUCCCACAAAAAAUGGAAUCCAUCCCCUCCCCGUCCUAUUAGCUCCCAAAUCCAGCGACCUCACUUCACUCUCAGAUUGUUACGGUGCCUCAAACCUCCGAGGAAACAUCCGUCUUAUCACCGCUGCCCCCGAACUUCCACACAUGACUUCCCUCAUCCCAACACUCACUUCUCCCCCUCACAACAUCAUUUUCAGCAUUGGCCACACAGAAUCCACCUACGAAGAUGCCACCGCCGCCGUCACCGCCGGAGCAACAAUGAUAACUCAUCUCUUCAACGCCAUGCUCCCUCUCCACCACCGCAAUCCCGGAAUCUUUGGUCUCCUCGGUACAACUCCUACAACCAAUUCUUCCCCCUCCACUACCCCCCCUUCCUCUCCCCUCGUCACUCAAAACAUCAUCCCCCCUCUUCCCAAACCCAUAACCCAACGUCCCUACUUCGGCAUCAUAGCCGACUCCAUCCAUCUCCACCCCACCACCAUAACCCUAGCCUACAACGCGCACCCCUCGGGCCUCAUCCUCGUCACAGACGCCAUGCACCUCGUCGGUCUCCCCAACGGCCGCUACGCCUGGAACAAUGAUUUCAUCCUCAAAGACGGCAUCCACCUACGUCUGGAAUCCGAUGGGAAAAUCGCAGGCUCCUCCAUAACCCUAGUAGAAUGCGUAUCCAAUUUUCUCAACUGGACAGGGUGCAGUGUAGCGCAGGCGCUGAAAGCAGUGACGGAGACCCCGGCGAGAAUGCUGGGCUUGGAGCACGUGAAGGGUAAGUUGGAAGGAGGAAUGGAUGCCGAUUUGUGUGUGUUGGAUGUGGUGAUGGAGGAGGGCAGGAAGAGGGUUGUGGUGGAUGAGGUGUGGAAAUUUGGGGUGAGGGUUUUUGAGAGGGAGGGAGAAGAUAGGGCAAAGAUUAUCGGAUAGGAAGGUGAAAUUUGGGUUCGAGGUAGAGGUCGAAUAGAUGCUAGGGAAUGAAUGGGAGAGCAAUUGUAUCUUGAUAAUGGUGGGAAGGGAAGAUUAUGGAGGCUUUUUUCAUUUGGAGUUUCGAGUUCUCUUCAUUUGUUUGUACUUACAGAUUAAGCAAAUUGUCUACCUCUCCGCUGAAUUGCCCAGGAAUUACCUACAUAGAUAGAAAUUGGUUUCACAGCCCAAUUCAGAACGAGAACACAUAGAUAUAGAUAGAUUUUUGUCAAAAUACAUACUCAUUAUACCCUUUGUAAGCAUGCUAUGUGGGCAUAUAUGAUAUUUGUAUUGAUAAGAACUCAUAAAAAUAACACACACAAUACAAUACA
Messenger RNA from Botrytis cinerea B05.10, 2059 nucleotides. RefSeq lists its product as hypothetical. Gene Ontology annotation, biological process: N-acetylglucosamine catabolic process. The record is from RefSeq and is a predicted model, not a curated record. Lineage: Eukaryota; Fungi; Ascomycota; Leotiomycetes; Helotiales; Sclerotiniaceae. The transcript has 2 exons. Gene Ontology annotation, molecular function: N-acetylglucosamine-6-phosphate deacetylase activity. The coding region runs from base 300 to 1691 and encodes 463 amino acids.